GCCUCUUGGAACGGGCACGUCGAGGUCGUCCGGCUACUCCUUGACCAGGGCGCCGACGUGAUAGUUGCGGAUAAACACGGAUGGACGCCACUCAUCUCAGCUGCAAGCAACGGGAAGGUUGAUGUCGUCAAGCUCCUGCUUGCAGUAGACCGUGUUGAACCAGACUUAAAGGAUAGAACUGGUCGGACCCCACUGUUUUACGCGGCUAAGAAUGGAAACAAGGCUAUUAUUGAACUGCUGCUCGCUAUAAACCGAGUUGACGUUGAUUCAAGGGACUAUUAUAACUCGACACCGCUAUCAAUCGCAGCAAGGAUGGGACACGGGGACGUAGUAGCGCUCUUCCUAACCAAAGGCCAUGCCUUGAAUAUCGAAGAUAAUUUUGGUCGGACACCAUUAUGGUGGGCCAAAAAGAACGGAUAUCUUGAAAUCGCCGACCUCCUCCUU
Hyaloscypha bicolor E is the source of this 444-nucleotide messenger RNA. RefSeq names its product ankyrin. The transcript has a single exon. NCBI's taxonomy places the organism in Eukaryota, Fungi, Ascomycota, Leotiomycetes, Helotiales, Hyaloscyphaceae. The record is from RefSeq and is a predicted model, not a curated record. The annotation marks the transcript as partial. Gene Ontology annotation, molecular function: protein binding.